Messenger RNA from Solanum verrucosum, 1347 nucleotides. RefSeq lists its product as uncharacterized. The record is from RefSeq and is a predicted model, not a curated record. Gene Ontology annotation, molecular function: nucleic acid binding; zinc ion binding. Lineage: Eukaryota; Viridiplantae; Streptophyta; Magnoliopsida; Solanales; Solanaceae. The coding region runs from base 1 to 1347 and encodes 448 amino acids. The transcript has 4 exons.
AUGAUUAGUAGACUCACAAAGUUUAUCAAUGAGUUGUCAUCUCUAGGAAAGGUUCUCACUACUGAGGAGCAAGUUGACAAGGUGCCGAGGAUUCUUCCACAAGCGAAAUGGGAUAUAAAAGUCAUUGAUAUAAGGGAAGCUAAAGAUAUCUCCAUAAUGACACUUGAUGCACUUGUGGGAAAUCGCAGAACAUAUGAGAUGAAUAUGGAUGACUUAAAGAAGGAGCAAAUGCUCAAUGAAAAAUCAAUGGCCCUAAAAGUAUCUGAUGAAGAAGAAUUUGAUCUAGAUGAUAAACAAAUGGCAUUCCUGGAAAAGAACUUUAAAAAAUUCCUUAGAAAAGGAAAAGGGAAUGAAAGGAAGGAAACAAGUACUAAGAAGUGGUCAAAUGAAAAAUCUCAGUUUGGCUGCUACAAGUGUGGAAAGAUUGAUCAUCAUAUCAAGGAUUGUCCACAAUGGGAAAUUAAAUGGAGGAAAGAAAGAGCUGAAAAGGAAAGGACCGCAAAACAAAAGGAGGAAUGUGCAAUGAUAGCUGCUUGGGGAUCAGGAACUGAAGAAUCUAACUCAGAUCUCGAGGAGGUAGAAAACUCUGAGGAAGAAUGUGCUGAGGAAGCUGCUUGGGGAUCGGAAACUGAAGAAUCUGAAACUAAUGAAACAUCUCUCAUGGCUGCAGGAGACUCAAAUCUUGAGGAAGAAGAAAACUAUGAGAAAUUUGAGUGCAUGGAACUCAAAAGUUGCAAAACUAUAACUGAUGAACAAAAUAGUUGUCUAAAGAAACAAGUUGAAAAACUUGAGUAUUUUAAUCUGGAUCUAAAAUCUGAAGUCUUAAAGAUGUCAAUAACUGGACAAGGAAAGGAAAAACUGAGUGAAACUGAAAUAAAAUUGGCAAAAGUGAAAGGAAGCAAGCAUUGGUAUAUGGAUAGUGCUUGUUCGAAGCAUAUGACUGGAGACAAAUAUAAAUUCCUUUCACUCAUUGCAUUCAAAGGGGGAAGUGUUUCAUUUGGAGAUGGAAAAAAAGGUACUAUUGUAGGAGUCGAGAAGAUUGGAAAGUCCAAAUCCAAAGCACUGGAAGAAGUGUACUAUGUGAACAUGCUAAAACAUAAUCUGUUCAACAUCUCUCAACUAUGUGACAAAGGUAAUAAAGUAAUUUUUACUUCUGAAGGUUGCAGGGUUGAAAAGUUGGAUACAAAGGAAGUUGUCUUAACAGCUAAAAGACAUAGAAAUGUGUACAAAGUUGACAUCAUGGGAAUGUCAGGAACAACUCUGAAGUGUCUCAAUGAAAUGGCUAAUGAUCCCUUACUAUGGCACAAAAGACUUGGACAUGCAAGUUUGAAGCAAAUAAACAAAUAG